AUGCCGCCUACAAUCCGGAACAGCAUGUACAACUUUCAGCAAGAGCAUCUUCUCAGGACCCACUCACUCAUUAAGGCGCAAACUGGAAAUAGAACUUCGGCCCAUGCGAGAACGAGUAACCCUGAAAUGCUGUUCGGCCCCGAGAAGCAAGCAUCUCUUAAGCAGAGAUCCAAGAGACAUACAUCGGAAGCCGAGAAAUGGAAGGUCUUCUGGGGCAUUUUAUUUCCGAACAUGACGAACAUUCCUUCACCAUAUCUUGACGACGAAAAUGCAUCCUGCGCCGAGAAGGAUCAGUUCGCGAGCUUUCAGGAGAUGCAAUGCAUGACGUUGCCCGAGAAGGUACAGAAACGCCUCUCUGAAGAAACCAGUCGCCUUAAAUAUACGGACGUGGACGAACUGAUUGACAUGCUCCCCGCGCUGAUGCGUGAAGUCAUGAUGGAAAACGGCUUUAAUUCCCGAAACGACACACGAGCAAACACGCCCAUCACUGUUUCUGGUUCCUUCUCAGUGACCGCAAAUUCAGCAAUACGUGGACAUUCCGACCUCCAGGCAACAAGCACACCGCAACAACCCACGACACAGGACUCCACCAGCGACCUCAUGUUCCCAGGAGAUGCGUCACAGGCCGAGAGCCUUGGUCAUCCUCAAGGGAUGCAUGUCGAUACUUCCAAUGAUUCGGCCUACUUCUCUGCAGAGAUGGAGGCUAGACAGCAACCUCUAAAAUACCCAAUGGAAGAUGCAGAGGACUAUCACAGCCACCAGAUCCCCGGCAUGAGCUCUUUUGACGGUCCAAGUGUGGCAAACAACUAUUCCGGUUAUUCUCACUGGAGCUCAGGCAGUCUGAUAACGUCGUUCAUGCAGCCAGGCCCAGGCCAUGCUGGCGCGCAAGACCGAUCACCUACAGACUUCGCCGGCGGCUGGGCAAACGACGAGACCUUGGGCAACGAAGGAGAGCAGAUCGCUGACUUGAAUUUCUUCGAUGAGUUUCUUCACGAACAGGGAACACAAACGGAUUAUGCAUUGUCGACAUCACUGCAGCGAACCGGUCCACACUGA
Lasiodiplodia theobromae is the source of this 1056-nucleotide messenger RNA. RefSeq names its product Ser thr protein phosphatase family protein. NCBI's taxonomy places the organism in Eukaryota, Fungi, Ascomycota, Dothideomycetes, Botryosphaeriales, Botryosphaeriaceae. Bases 1 to 1056 code for a protein of 351 amino acids. The transcript is spliced from 3 exons. The record is from RefSeq and is a predicted model, not a curated record.